Messenger RNA from Trichechus manatus latirostris (Florida manatee), 5218 nucleotides. RefSeq names its product staufen double-stranded RNA binding protein 2 (gene STAU2). The record is from RefSeq and is a predicted model, not a curated record. Gene Ontology annotation, cellular component: neuron projection; neuronal cell body; cytoplasmic stress granule. Lineage: Eukaryota; Metazoa; Chordata; Mammalia; Sirenia; Trichechidae. Gene Ontology annotation, biological process: anterograde dendritic transport of messenger ribonucleoprotein complex; intracellular mRNA localization; germ cell development. Gene Ontology annotation, molecular function: double-stranded RNA binding; mRNA binding. The transcript is spliced from 15 exons. The coding region runs from base 264 to 1847 and encodes 527 amino acids.
UGCCAAUGUUGGAGCCGUCUGCAGAGUGGCCCUGGAAAGAAGUUUUUGGAGCCGUGAGGGAUAUAGCAGUUUGGUCAAUAUUGUCUUAACAUGCUUCAAAUAAAUCAGCGAUUAAAUCCUGUUGGAAGCAUCUUUGGCGCUUAUUGAGCCCUGGCGGCACAGCGGUGAAGAGCUCGGCUGCUAACUAAAAGAGAUAAUCACUGCUAACAUUUUGGGGUGUAUACUUCUAGAAUUUUUUCUAUGCAGCUUCUCUCCAAGAUAAAAUGGCAAAUACCAAAGAGAAAACUCCAAUGUGUCUGGUAAAUGAGUUAGCCCGUUUCAAUAAAGUCCAACCUCAGUAUAAACUUCUGAAUGAAAGAGGGCCUGCUCAUUCGAAGAUGUUCUCAGUGCAGCUGAGUCUUGGUGAGCAGACAUGGGAAUCCGAAGGGAGCAGUAUAAAGAAGGCCCAACAAGCGGUUGCUAAUAAAGCUUUGACAGAAUCUACGCUUCCCAAACCGGUUCAGAAACCACCCAAAAGUAAUGUGAAUAAUAACCCAGGCAGUAUAACUCCAACUGUGGAACUGAAUGGGCUUGCUAUGAAAAGGGGAGAGCCUGCCAUCUACAGGCCAUUAGACCCAAAGCCAUUCCCAAAUUAUAGAGCUAAUUACAACUUUCGGGGCAUGUACAAUCAGAGGUAUCAUUGCCCAAUGCCUAAAAUCUUUUACGUUCAGCUGACUGUAGGAAAUAAUGAAUUUUUUGGGGAAGGAAAGACUCGACAAGCUGCGAGACACAAUGCUGCGAUGAAAGCUCUCCAAGCACUACAGAAUGAACCGAUCCCAGAAAAGUCAUCACAGAAUGGAGAAUCAAGAAAAGAAAUGGAUGAUGACAAAGAUGCAAAUAAAUCUGAGAUCAGCUUAGUGUUUGAAAUUGCUCUGAAGCGCAAUAUGCCUGUCAGUUUUGAGGUUGUUAAAGAGAGCGGACCUCCCCAUAUGAAAAGCUUUGUCACUCGGGUGUCGGUGGGGGAAUUCUCUGCAGAAGGAGAGGGAAAUAGCAAAAAACUCUCCAAGAAACGUGCCGCAACCACUGUCUUACAGGAGCUUAGAAAACUUCCACCUCUUCCUGUGGUUGAGAAGCCAAAAUUAUUUUUUAAAAAACGCCCUAAAACCAUAGUAAAGGCCGGACCAGAAUAUGGUCAAGGAAUGAACCCCAUUAGCCGCCUGGCUCAAAUUCAACAGGCCAAAAAGGAAAAGGAACCAGAUUAUGUUUUGCUUUCAGAAAGAGGAAUGCCCCGACGUCGAGAAUUUGUGAUGCAGGUCAAGGUAGGCAAUGAAGUUGCUACUGGAACAGGACCUAAUAAAAAGAUAGCCAAAAAAAAUGCAGCGGAAGCAAUGCUGUUACAACUUGGUUAUAAAGCAUCAACUAGUCUUCAGGAUCAACUUGACAAGACAGGGGAAAACAAAGGAUGGAGUGGUCCAAAGGCCGGGUUUCCUGAACCAACAAGUAACACUCCAAAAGGAAUUCUUCAUUUGUCUCCUGAUGUUUAUCAAGAGAUGGAAGCCAGCCGCCACAAAGUAAUCUCUGGCACUACUCUAGGCUAUUUGUCACCCAAAGAUAUGAACCAACCUUCAAGCUCUUUCUUCAGUAUAUCUCCCACAUCGAAUAGUUCCGCUACAAUUGCAAGGGAACUCCUUAUGAAUGGAACAUCUCCUACAGCUGAAGCCAUAGGUUUAAAAGGAAGUUCUCCUACUCCCCCUUGUUCUCCAGUACAACCUUCAAAACAGCUGGAAUAUUUAGCAAGGAUUCAAGGCUUUCAGAAAAAGAAAAACAAUUCUUUAUGGAUAGAUCAAAGCUUUUCAAAGAAUUGUUAACUCUAGGAAGGGGAAAUGCCUGUGUCCAGAUUUCUUAGUUGCCUUGAAAAUCAUGUACUGAACUGUAAUUACGCUAGCCUGACGGAGUGGACAGCGGCGUGCUUGUGUGUAAAUUGCUCCCUCAAAUUUCAUUGUUUCAUUCUCUUUUCCAUCUUAGUCUUCUUCCUUAAGACCAAAACCUGUAAUUUCCUUUAGAAAUGCUCUAGAAGAUCUGUAUUGUGUAGAAUGAUCAUGUAUUUAUAAAAUGUUACAAGUUUAGAUUAUAAAAUGAGAGCAAUCGUAUGUUCUGGGGGUUAUUUUGCAUGUUUUUCUGUUGCCAUCACAGAAACUUUCUAGUUCUUUCAACUCUAUUGCCAGGUAGUCAUUAGUGUUCUUGAUUGGACUAUUAACAUGAAAUUAAAGAAGCUAUUAACGAUUAUUGGCUCUGUCAUCUGAAAUUUUAAACACUUAAUUUAAAGUUACAAUUUUAGGAUUUGUUUUUGUUGUUUACUUUAAGAAUUACAAUAAAUCACUGUUUAAAAAAGAGACCUUGAUUUAUCCAGUUGUAAGUACUAGGGAAAAAAAAAACUAAUUUUUAGUUCUAUCUAUAGUCUGCAUAAGAUGAACUAGAAAUAAACUUGUUAUGGAAAGAAAUUCGCUGCUUAUUUACACAUCUAGUCAUUUACAAAUGUCUGAGAGUAACACUGCAUUUUUAUAGAAACAAAGCACAAAUUGCAUUCAAGCUCCGAAUUAAUUCUUGCUUGGAGACGUUAUCAUGGUAGAUGUAAUUUUGCUGCUGCCAGAAGAACUACUUAUUUUGUUUUAUUUGUUAGUUCCUGGCAAUGGCAACAAUUUUAAUUUUAAAGCGUCUUGACUUCAGCCAAAAUGUAGAAUCUGCUUCCCCUGUUAUUGGGUCGACUGCUUAGACCUUUUUUUUAAGCUUAUGCUGAAAUGAUAUACUCUUAUUUAUGGACAAAUUAAACAUUUCUAAAUUUGUGUACUGUGAUUUUACAUACUAAUGAAUAUAAACAGAUGGCUUUAAAACAUUACCAUGAGUCUUUGGUCAAAUGAGCUUAGUAUUAAUGUGAAAUAUUGUGUCACUGAUGGAUUGCAGCCUGCAGCUGAGCAGUGAACAGAAUCCCUGUGGGAAAUGGCUAGUGUCCCGUCAGGGGCAGAGCUCGGUGCUGUCGCUGUGGAAGGUUCUUUGUGGCUAAGAGUUUUACAGCCUUUUCUUUAUAGAUAACUUUCUGAGGUGUAUUUACCUGAUAGAAGAACGUGUAGAUUGUUUCCAUUUCUUAAAUGUUUUAACGGGACUGUAGUUUAGAAAUUAUAGGACCAGCUUGUUAUGGAUUACAUGCUAUUCUGUUAUUUUUAUUUCUGGAAUUUAAAAACAAUAAAUUCUUUCUCUGUGUUUCUAGGUUAGUACUUUUUUGUUUUGUUAUUGUACUCUGAACAGAUAGUAUUGCUUAUUGAAUGUUGUGUAAACCUUUUGUUGGACUUCCGUUGCCACUGAAAUUUGAUUUAAGUCUACCAGAGCCAUUGUAUGUGACAGCUAUAUUGUAUUACAAAGUAAAAAUAUAUGAGUGCAUUGAAAACGAAGUUGUUUUAACUUUUAAAUUUUUCAUUACCCAAUAUUUUAAUUGAAAUUUAUAAAUUGCAAAAAGCCUAUUUUCUCACCAGAAUGUAGGUGUUAAGCUCACACCCUUUUGUUUAAAUCUGCAAAAUAAUUAAAAUUAUUAUUAAUAAAGCUGACUUCACAGAGCAGGAUGUAACUGAACCUUUGCAUAUUCUUAGUAACUCUUUAAUCCUUGCUUGGACUCACCUAAAGUAUCUGUUGUAUUUUAGAAGCACGUCUUUUGGAUCUCUGUCAUAAACGAGUAUUUGUUUCUUUGAAGUUUUAUUAAGUGCAUUUUAAUUAUCUUUUCUGAAAACUUGAACAUGCUUAUUGAUUGUUUUAUUAUUUUUUAGGGAAAAAAAAGUUUUACGUCAAUAGUUCUGUGAACCUCAGACUUUGACACAACCAGUACAUUUCUGUAACUUCUGCACAUUUCAGAAAAACUCAUUUUAAGUUAUAAUUAUACCAUAGUGUUUCAGGGUUCUUUGUCACAUAACUUGAUACUCUUUAAUUAUAGUAUCAAAAUAUUUGAAAAUUAUUCAGCUUUUUGAGAAAAUUAUUAUUAUGGAAAAGACAUUCUUGAAAUGCUGUGCAUUUCAGCAGAAAUGAAGACUUUCUUCUGUUAUGUUGUAAUUUACAUUAUUCUAAGUUUUUACAGCUUUAGUAUGCUUUUCCAUACUAAUUAUAUUGGAAAUCAUUUUGUGUAAUUAAAUAUAAGCAGUUGUUUUGUUUAAAUGAGUCGUUAGAAAAGUGAUUAGAUUGGAAACAAAAAUGAAUUAUUGUAGUAUUCUUUCUAGAUUUGAUUUUUAUUUUCUCUUUUGUGCUGCUCCUGAUCAUCAUCCAUUGUAAAACCUUCAAAGUAAAAUAUGAUAAAAUAGUUUUUUUUCUCCUCAUAUAAAGAUAUAAAGAAGCACUUAGUUGGUAUCUUAGAUAAAGCAUAAUUUAGUUUAUUUUACAAAAUUAGGAAUGUUUUACAGAGGGGUUUUCAUUACUGUGAGGUUUAAAUGUUGAUGCCAUUUGCAGCAAGAUGAAAAUGUCAGUAGUAGCCUUUGAAAUGUCUACUUAAAAGCUUCCUUUUCAAAUACAAUUCAGACUUAAUGCAUUUCAACUGGUAUGUCUCCUUUUGUGAAGUUUAAUAUGAUUAUAGCAGGCUUCUUUUAUAAUUACAGGCUUCUUUUGAGUAUUUAUUUUUAAGAAUAUGACCUUAGUAUAGAUUACAUUGAGAUUUUCUUCUGAGCGAGUUGGCUUCCUUAAGAAUCAGUCUUUCUCCUUUCCCUACUCUUUCGUAUGUCACUUAAACCCCGUAUUUUGCAGUCCAUAGAUUUAUUAUCAGAGUGGCUAUUUGCAGCAAUUUUUUUGAAGAAUGAGGUAUACAUUUUUUUAAAAAGGCCAAUAUAAGUGAAAAUUCAUAGAUUUCUAGUAAGAGAAUAUGGAGAAAGAAAUCAGGUGUAUUCAUAUAUACUCCCACUUAAAAAUGUGGGUAUUGUUUAUUCAUCCUUGCAACAUAACUUACUAUGUCACUUCUGGGCCCACAUUUUCAUCUAUGCUGUUAUAAAAUGGUAGUAAAAAGGGAUGAGAAAUCAGAGUAAAAUGAAGAAAACACACUUGUGGGUUUGACAUAGGGUCAGCAGCUUCUGCUUUUACUUGCAGUUACUCCUUAAAAAUCCCUCCUGGAUUUCACCUCUACUACUUCCAAAGACCUGGAGAGAUUGGACUGAUAUUUGAGCUCUCCUAAAGGCGCAGCCUUCUAUUAAAAAAAAAAAAAAAAUUACCAUCG